This is a messenger RNA of Neogale vison (American mink), 3140 nucleotides long. RefSeq names its product transmembrane serine protease 15 (gene TMPRSS15). Lineage: Eukaryota; Metazoa; Chordata; Mammalia; Carnivora; Mustelidae. Gene Ontology annotation, molecular function: serine-type endopeptidase activity; protein binding. Bases 1 to 3060 code for a protein of 1019 amino acids. The record is from RefSeq and is a predicted model, not a curated record. Gene Ontology annotation, cellular component: membrane. Gene Ontology annotation, biological process: proteolysis. The transcript is spliced from 25 exons.
AUGGUGUCAAAAAGAAAUAAACCUUCAAGGUACCUUUCUCUCAGCACCUAUGAGGUCCUGUUUGCAGCUCUCUUUGUCUUAUUGGUGAUCGUCUGUGCUGGAUUAUUUGCUGUGUCUUGGCUGGCAAUCAAGGAAUCAGAAAGAGAUGCAGUGUUUGGAGAAAGUCACAAAACCAGAGGGACAUUGAAAAUAACAUCUGGAGCAACAUACAAUCCUAAUUUACAAGACAAACUCUCAGCGGAUUUUAAAGUUCUUGCUUUUGACCUUCAGCAAAUGAUGGAUGAGAUCUUUCAAUCAAGUAAUCUGAAAAAUGAAUAUAAAAACUCAAGAAUUUUACAAUUUGAAAAUGGCAGCGUUAUAGUUAUAUUUGACCUUUUCUUUGCCCAGUGGGUGUCAGAUGAAAAUGUAAAAGAAGAACUGAUUCAAGGCAUUGAAGCAAAUAAAUCCAGCCAACUGGUCACUUUCCAUAUUGAUUUGAACAGCAUAGAUAUCACAGGCAAGCUAACAACUCACAGUCCUCUGUCAACUCCAGGAAAUGUCUCCAUAGUAUGUCCACCUGGUUCUAGUCCUUGUGCUGAUGCUCUAAAGUGUGUAGCAAUUGAUUUAUUUUGUGAUGGAGAAUUAAACUGUCCAGAUGGUUCUGAUGAAGACAAUAACACUUGUGCCACAGCUUGUGAUGGAAGGUUUUUGUUGACUGGAUCUUCUGGGGCCUUCCAGGCUGCUCAUUACCCGAAGCCUUCUAAAUCGACUGUUGUUUGCCGGUGGAUUAUACGUGUAAAUCAAGGACUCUCCAUUAAACUGAGCUUCGAUUAUUUUAAUACAUAUUAUACAGAUGUAUUAAAUAUUUAUGAAGGUGUGGGCACAAGCAAGAUUUUAAGAGUUUCUCUCUGGGAAACCAAUCCUGGCACAAUUAGGAUCUUUUCCAACCAAGUUACUGCCACUUUUCUUAUAGAAUCUGAUGAAAAUGAUUAUAUUGGAUUUAAUGCAACAUACACCGCAUUUAACAGCACAGAACUUAAUAAUUAUGAGAAAAUUAACUGUAAUUUUGAAGAUGGCUUUUGUUUCUGGGUCCAGGAUCUAAAUGAUGAUAAUGAGUGGGAAAGGAUUCAGGGAAACACCUUUCCUCCUUUUACUGGACCAAAUUUUGACCAUACUUUUGGCAAUGAAUCAGGAUUUUACAUUUCCACCCCCACUGGACCAGGAGGGAGACGAGAAAGAGUAGGACUCUUAAGUCUCCCAUUAGAUCCCACUUUAGAACCAGUCUGCCUCAGUUUCUGGUAUUAUAUGUAUGGUGAAAAUGUCUAUAAAUUAAGCAUUAAUAUCAGCAGUGGCCAAAACAUGGAGAAGACAGUUUUCCAAAAGGAAGGAAAUUAUGGAGAAAAUUGGAAUUAUGGACAAGUAACAUUAAAUGAGACAGUGGAAUUUAAGGUUGCUUUUAAUGCUUUUAAAAACCAGAUCCUGAGUGAUAUAGCAUUGGAUGACAUAAGACUAACAUAUGGGAUUUGCAAUGUGAGUCUUUAUCCAGAACCAACUUUGGUCCCAACUCCUCCACCAGAACUUCCUACGGACUGUGGAGGACCUUUUGAACUGUGGGAGCCAAAUACAACAUUCACUUCCAUGAACUUUCCAAACAACUACCCUAACCAGGCUUUCUGUGUUUGGAAUUUAAAUGCACAGAAGGGAAAAAAUAUACAACUUCAUUUUCAAGAAUUCGACUUAGAAAAUAUUGCAGAUGUAGUGGAAAUCAGAGAUGGUAGAGAAGAUGAUUCUUUGCUCUUAGCUGUGUAUACAGGGCCUGGCCCAGUCAUGGACGUGUUCUCAACCACCAACAGAAUGACUGUGCUUUUCAUCACUGACAAGCUGUUGGCAAAAGGGGGAUUUAAAGCAAAUUUCACUACUGGCUACUACUUAGGGAUUCCAGAGCCCUGCAAGGAAGACUAUUUUCGGUGUAAGAAUGGAGAGUGUGUUCCACUGGUGAAUCUCUGUGAUGGUCUUCUACACUGUAAGGAUGGUUCAGAUGAAGCCCAUUGCGUGCGUCUUUUCAACGGCACACUGAACAACAAUGGUUUGGUGCAGUUCAGAAUCCUGAGUACGUGGCAUGUAGCUUGUGCUGACAACUGGACCACCCAGAUUUCAAAUGAUGUCUGUCAGCUGCUGGGACUAGGGAGUGGAAACUCAUCAAUGACAGUCUUCUCUACUGGAAGUGGACCAUUUGUAAAAUUAAGCACAGCACCUAAUGGCAGCUUACUACUAACACCAAGUGAACAGUGUUUCCAGGAUUCAUUGAUCCUGUUACAGUGUAACGGUAAAUCAUGUGGAAACAAACCGGCGGCCCAAGAAGUCAACCCGAAGAUUGUUGGAGGACAUAACGCCAAAGAAGGAGCCUGGCCCUGGGUGGUUGCCCUUUACUAUAAUGGCCAACUGCUCUGUGGUGCUUCUCUCCUCAGCAACGACUGGCUAGUGUCUGCGGCCCACUGUGUGUAUGGGAGAAAUUUAGAGCCAUCCAAGUGGGAAGCAGUCCUAGGCCUGCAUAUGACAUCAAAUCUGACUUCUCCUCAAAUAGUAACUCGAUUUAUAGAUCAAAUCAUCAUAAACCCUCAUUACAAUAAACGGACAAAGGACAGUGACCUCGCCAUGAUGCACCUUGAAUUUAAAGUGAAUUACACAGAUUAUAUACAACCUAUUUGUUUACCAGAAGAAAAUCAGGUUUUUCCUCCAGGAAGAAUUUGUUCCAUUGCUGGCUGGGGGAGGAUUAUACAUCAAGGCCCUACUGCAAACAUAUUGCAAGAAGCCAAUGUCCCUCUUCUAUCAAAUGAGAAAUGCCAACAACAGAUGCCAGAAUAUAACAUUACAGAAAAUAUGGUCUGUGCAGGUUAUGAAGAAGGAGGAAUAGAUUCUUGUCAGGGGGAUUCAGGAGGACCAUUAAUGUGCCAAGAAAACAACAGGUGGUUCCUGGCUGGUGUGACAUCAUUUGGAUACCAGUGUGGACUGCCUAAUCGUCCAGGGGUAUAUGCCCGGGUCCUGAGGUUCACAGAAUGGAUACAAAGUUUUCUACAGUGAAGUGUUUCCUAAACCAACAUGAAAGUCAUGCUAUUUUCCCAUUUCACUCUAAGGAGCAUGGAAGUUGAGGCUUUUAUCAA